Messenger RNA from Grosmannia clavigera kw1407, 1674 nucleotides. RefSeq names its product tetrahydrofolylpolyglutamate synthase. Gene Ontology annotation, molecular function: tetrahydrofolylpolyglutamate synthase activity; ATP binding. The transcript has a single exon. The coding region runs from base 1 to 1674 and encodes 557 amino acids. Gene Ontology annotation, biological process: tetrahydrofolylpolyglutamate biosynthetic process. The record is from RefSeq and is a predicted model, not a curated record. Gene Ontology annotation, cellular component: cytoplasm; cytosol; mitochondrion. NCBI's taxonomy places the organism in Eukaryota, Fungi, Ascomycota, Sordariomycetes, Ophiostomatales, Ophiostomataceae.
AUGCGACGAUCCUGGGCCGGAAUCUGCUCGCUCCGGACGACAGCGAAGGGGUCUCGUCAAUCGGUCUUCAUGUCGACAUCUGCGACGGCUGUCGCGCCGCUCGGCAGCCGCGACAGCUUUGCGGCCCUGCCACGGACGUAUGCGAAUGCGCUGGGCCUGCUGGGCCAGCUGUCGACGAACCGGGACGUGACAGCGCUGUUUGAGGUAGCGGGAGCGGAAACAAAAGCAGGGGGUGACCUGAACGCGCCGGCGAUGCCAGAGGUGCGAGCGUGGCUCGGCCGCGCCGGUUAUGCGAAUCCGACACGGGACCUGGCCCAGCUGCGAUGUGUUCACGUGGCCGGGACCAAGGGCAAGGGAUCGGUGUGUGCGCUCGUCACGGCGAUCCUGGUGGCAGAGGCCGGCCGCCAGCGUGGUGUUGGCCGCGUCGGCACGUACCUGUCGCCACACGUCGUGUCGGUGCGGGAGCGAAUCUGGCUCGACGGCCGGCCGAUCAGCCAGGCCCUGUUUGCGCGGUAUGUGUUUGAGGUGUGGGAGCGGUUGAGCGAGGCGGCAGCAGCAGUUGGUAGUGCUGCCUCUGUCGCUUCUACCGCAGCCACGCCUGCAGGCACUCGUCCACCGCCCCCCUACGGACCCGCCACCAAGCCGUUCUACUUCCGCUUCCUCACCCUCGUCGCCCUGCACGCAUUUGUCCGCGAAGGCGUCCGCUCGGCCGUGAUCGAGUGCGGCAUCGGCGGCGAGUACGACGUGACCAACGUGCUGCCACCGGCCGUCGUCACCGCCGCCGCCGUCAGCCGCCUGGGCAUCGACCACGUCGCCAUGCUGGGCCGCGCGCUCGGCCCGAUCGCCUGGCACAAGGCCGGCAUCUUCAAGCCCGGCGUGGCUGCCUUCAUGCUGCAGGGCGACGACGAGGAGAGCCGGGCGGCCAUGGCGGUGCUCCGGGCGCGGGCCCGCGAGAAGGGCGUCUCGGCCCUGUACGAGAUCACGCCGGACUGCGUCGACCGCUGGGACGGCCUGCCGGAUGCGGCCCUGCACGGCUCCUUUCAGAAGCACAACAUGGCCCUCGCGGCCGCCCUGGCAUGCCACCACCUGCAGCAGGUCCGCGGACCAGAGACGGAAGCCGUCUCGCCAUCCGCAUCAUCACCACCUCCAUCCACCCUCCUCGACCCCGCCUCCAUGCCGCCUCGCUUUCGCCAAGCCAUGGCUGCCGCCACCCUGCGCGCCCGCUGCGAGUCCGUCCACGAUGCCGACGUUCAGGCCGACUGGCUCGUCGAUGGCGCCCACACCACCGACAGCCUCGCCGAGGUGGCCCGCUUCUUUGUCUCGGCCGAGCCCGAGCCCGGGACCACCCCCAUCCUCCUGUUCAGUGUCCGCGACCGAAACCCGGCCGAGCUGGUGCGCGCCCUUCUCGCCGCCACGCCUGAUCGCUUCUUCCGCCACGCCCUGCUCGUCUUUCCCCCGUCCCAGAACGACGAGGCCGCCCGCGCCGCCGCCCUGCAGGCCAUCACCGUCGCCAGCCCCGGCACGGCUGCCAGCGCCUGGGACGACGUGCCCGCGGCCGUGGCCCGGAUACGCGCGCUGGCCGGCGCGUCGGCUCGCUGUCGCAUCCUGGCCACCGGCAGCUUCGUCCUGGCGCGCGAGGUCCUGCAGGAACUACAUGUCGACGGUGAGGAGUAA